AUGAGGCAACCUCAGGGGUGGGCGACAACGAGUGUCCACUGCAAUGCCGUGCCUCACCGUGGAGUAGCACCUUUCCUGAUCAGUGCUUUGCCGGAAGAUGAGGACUACUUCCUCACGUACUUCUCCGUCGUCGCCAUCCACAGGGACGAGACAACAGGUUUCAAUUCGUUUCGCGCUUGCCAUUUGACUUCGCCGUCUCCGUCUCCGUCGCCGUCGUUCCGUCGUCAUGACCCGUCGUCGUCACCGCUCUUUCGUAAUGAAAUUCGAGCACGUUCUGUGCUCCUGGCUCAUGACUCUCCGGCAUCGCUCCGCUCUGCGAGGCGCCGUCAUCGUUUGUCAUUAUUAAUUUUACUGCACAGCGUCCCCCUGAUGCCGGAUUCGUCUUCGAUUCAGUCGUUGUCGUCGUUGAUGCUGCAGUUAUGGAGUUAA
Soboliphyme baturini is the source of this 429-nucleotide messenger RNA. NCBI's taxonomy places the organism in Eukaryota, Metazoa, Nematoda, Enoplea, Dioctophymatida, Soboliphymatidae. The record is from the annotation of a GenBank genome assembly.